AACCCCCACAAAUCAAACAAUUGUAAGAAUCAACAAGGUGACAUGUGUGCUUCCUUCUUUAAUUGUAGUGCAACAUCUUGGUCUGAUUUUAGCCUUCCCAGUUUGUUGUGUCGCUCAGCUUUCCCCUAUACUCAAACCACUUUCCCCAUCUUGACUCAAACUUCCCCUCCUGAAGUCUCAAUAUGUGUGUGAGUCUUUCCAUGUCAAAUAUUUCUUCUACUACCCCCAGCCAUAGUUCCUUUGUAGGCGGGUCUAUUUUGUACCAAGCCCUAGGUUUUCUUGCUGGCUGCCAGCAGUGCCUUGAUCAGAUAUCCGUCCCCACCCUGUACAUUUCCCUGUGUAAGGUUCCCCAUAUAUAGCACGGAGCAAAUCAUAGGUAUCCCAUAACCCAGUAUCACCCUUAGUUUCCCCUACGUCUUCCCUGUACUCUGUCAUUUUACUGCACUUCCAAAAUAUGUGUGCGUGAUCUGCAUCCAUCUGACCACAUUGCCUCCAACACAUAUUCUGUUCCGGGGCGAACCUUCCUUUCGUCCUUGGGGUCAUGAAAUAUCUAAUAAUAUUUUUCCACCCAAACUCUCUCCAUACCCUUGAUCCAGUAGUUGAAUGCUGUACCCUGAAAACAUUGCACCAUUUGUCUUCAGUCAACUCAAUCCCAAGUUCCCGUUCCCACUUUUCUUUGAUGUACAUUGUUGAAUUCCCUCUUCAACAAAGCUUGAUAAAGGGCUGAGAUCACUCUACCCUUCUUCCCAUUAUAUUGUUGUGGGAACUUUUGUGAGUGAGAUGAAGCACGAGAACUGAGUCGGAUGAAUACAAGCAAGUUAAUUUAAUCUGAGUUGCAGACUCUUCUGAGUCGAAGAGUCUGCAAAGUGAACAGCACUGAGCAGAGAGAAACAAGGCGUAUAUAAACAUGUCUUCAGCAAUAUGUGUAUGUGAUAUAGAAGAACAGGAUGUUCGUCAGAUAGAGUAGUUGUCGGAUAUGAUGCCAUUAAGCUGUUGUGAAAAACUAGCAGAUAUCAGUAGAGAACAGGGAGUUUCUUGGGAGGACAGGGACCUUGAGAUAAAACAGGAAACUCAUAAUUGCCCGCUACACCUCGUGUGACCCAAGAAACAACUAUCCACUGAACCUUGUGUGACCUAAAGAAACGUCUGUGUGCAUGUAAUAUGCCAUUACAAUGUGCAUCCACCAUUACCUUAACUAUCCCGUUUUGCUCAGUAGCCUUUUCUAUUUUUAUUUUCCUUAUAAAGUAAUCCCUCACUUGUAAGUAUCUAAAGUAAUCGUCUCUUUUCAAACCAAAUUUAUUUUUCAGAUAUUGAAAACUCUGCAUUUCCCCCUUUUCCACCAUCUUGCACACUGCUGUGAUACUCUCUAGUGCCCAUGUUAUGCCCCAGUCUAGGGGGCCUAGGGCAUAACAUGAUAAGGCCCCAUCUUCCCCAAGUCCCAAGUGACCACAAACGAUUUUUAGCGUUGUAUACAAAAAAAAGAAUUAUUUAUUUACACGGGUAGGGUAAAUGACAACAAAAAUGGAUGAACUGAGGUCUAGGCUUCAGGGUGGACUGAGGCCAAAAUAACAAACAAAAAGGGUCCCUGUCUAGAAAGCAAUAAACCUUACCUAAACAACCUUAAACAAACCAAAUAACAGGAACUUGCCUCCCUAACUAAAUAAACAGGAGAAAACGCUGUAACAGAAAUGGCAGUCCACCCCUUCUAUUUACAAAAACUACUAAACUAUACAAAAAGACUAAACUACUGUCGAAGUGUGGCCGGUUGGGAGGAGAGGAGGAUGAGGAAGUGAGUGUCGCCAUCUGCCAUGCUGCUCUUUUGCCCCAUGUCGUCUUCUUCUUCUUCUUUUCUGAGGUUUAAUGGCGGUUGGCAAACAACGUUGAUCUUCACUCUUGCUGUUGGUAUAUGGUACAAUGACUUUAUACAUUUAAUAGAGUUUUCAUUAAAACCAAACUUCUCUAAGACAUUAUAUAAAAAGGUCCAUCCCACACUAUCAAAUGCCUCGCACCCACUCUUUUGUAUCGCGUCUACCAUAUGAAUUGUUUUCCUGAUAUUAUCCUGUGCCUGUCUUCCUCAGAUAAAGCCAGUCUUUUUGAAAUUAUCGAGGUGUAGAUCUUAUAGUCAACAUUAAGUAUGGAUAUAGGUCUGAAGCUACUGCACAGUUCUUUAUCUUUUCCAUCUUCAGGGAUUAUAGUUAUGAUGGCUUCUUUCCAAGACUGAAUUCAGUAAUCAUUCUGUUCUUCUCCUAUAGAUGGCAAGUCUAGCCCCUCUAGAAAAGUCUUCAUACUCUCCUCCCCUGCUGAGCAGGAAGAACAGAUUGUUGGCAGACGAGAGGAGACGAGACGACGGAGGCAGACGGAGCAGAGGAAGGAGAAGAAGAACAGAGAGACACGAGCUAAAGGAGAAGAGGUAGAGAGAGAAAAAGAGAGGAAGAAAGAAAGAAAGAGAGAGAAGCAUCAUGGACGCUCUGAAGAAAGGAUUCUCCAUCGCCAAGGACGGAGUGGUGGCCGCUGCCGAGAAGACGAAGGCCGGCGUGGAGGAGGCAGCGACCAAGACCAAGGAGAGCGUCAAAUAUGUCGGAAACAAGACGAUGGAGGGCGUGGUCACUGGAGUCAACACAGUUGCUCAGAAAACGACUGAACAGGCGAACGUUGUUGCCGACACCGCGGUUACCGGGGCCAACGAGGUCGCCCAGGCAACAGUGGAAGGGGUGGAGACUGCAGCUGUGGCGAGCGGAUUCGUUAGCAAGGAGGAGGCGGGACAAGUGGCUGAGGAGGCUGAUCUUCCAAAGACAGAGGCAGUUGCAGCAGAACAGACGGAAGCAGCCGAUCAGCAGAGUCCAUCAGUUUGACCUUUGACCUCCACAACCCCCAAUCGACAGUCUACCGUGUAGUGUGUGUUAUUUAACCUCAUUAACAAGAAGCUCUUCUAUUCAUCGUCAUUCAUGUUGCCAUGGAUCCACUGUCACUCUCACACACACACACACACACUGAUGCUCUCAGGUGAUUGGUCAGUGUGGAAUGACAUCAUCAUUCUACGCUGCAUCAUAUCAAGUUUUCCCAGUUAACCGCUGCUGCACUGACUCCGCCCACUCGACAAACAGAAGCCUGAAGCCUUUAACAUGCAUGAUGCUUACACACAUACACACACACACAGAGACACACACAUACACACACAGAGAGAGAC
Molecule: messenger RNA, 3187 nt
Organism: Solea senegalensis (Senegalese sole)
Lineage: Eukaryota; Metazoa; Chordata; Actinopteri; Pleuronectiformes; Soleidae
Product: gamma-synuclein-like
Exons: 7
Coding region: 2460-2852 (130 amino acids)
Biological process (GO): chemical synaptic transmission; synaptic vesicle endocytosis; synapse organization
Cellular component (GO): neuronal cell body; axon terminus; cytoplasm
Molecular function (GO): cuprous ion binding
Source: RefSeq, a predicted model, not a curated record